Chara braunii is the source of this 2387-nucleotide messenger RNA. NCBI's taxonomy places the organism in Eukaryota, Viridiplantae, Streptophyta, Charophyceae, Charales, Characeae. The record is from the annotation of a GenBank genome assembly.
GCUAAAAAACCUAACUGCAUCUUCAGGCGAUCCAAUGGAACCCGACACGAUGGGGCCACAACCGACCAUGGGCGAAGCGGGAGAGGAGUAUAGGACAUCGCCCGACCGAGCUCUGAGAGAACUGAAGAAACCAAUUAGGCAAGAAGCACCGUUGAGAUGGGCUGGCCAAACCAAUGACGGAGGGCCCGACGUAAGAGGCGAACCAGUUGCAACAGAGCCGCAGGAGGCUCUAAAGACGGGUACCUCGAGCGGACGACGAGAAACGACAAGGCGGCGCUCCCCCGAGUACGAGCGGAGGGACACCAUAGCGGACAGGUACAGAGACGACUGGAGAGAGAAUUUGAGGGAUUCCUUUUGGAGGGACAAAGAUAGAGACAGGGCUCCGCCCAGGCGAGUCUUCGACCCCCAGACAGGGGAGUCACAUCCGCUCCCUUAUGAAAGCAAGGACCGCUAUAUUAUUACGCACAAGGUCUCAGAGCCUCCUACCUUCAGGGACUAUGGUAUCAUAGAAUAUUUUGAGAAGUGGGAGCUUCACGCCAGCCGGAGUCAGUGGUCGGAGGAAGAGAUUAUAGAGAACUUCCUAUUUAAUGUGGACCCAAGUCUCGGUAGGGAAGUUAAGGAAGCUCGANACGCCAGCCGGAGUCAGUGGUCGGAGGAAGAGAUUAUAGAGAACUUCCUAUUUAAUGUGGACCCAAGUCUCGGUAGGGAAGUUAAGGAAGCUCGACCGAAGGAUGGCAAAUGGGCGACGUACAAGAAGAACCUCGUUGAGCUUUACAAAUUGGAGGAUAACAAGUAUUCCAUCAAGGAACUUGAAACAAUGACUCAAGAUGAAGAUGAGAGCGUACGAGCAUUUCGGAUGCGUUUCCAAAAGAUCUCCGACGUGCUGAUGAAGAAGGGGAAGAUAUCAGAGGUCGAGCACUGUACUAUCUUCAUCGGACACUUGUUUAAAGGUAGGCAAAAAAGUAUUCUUAGAGAUCUUCCGCGCGACAGGCUUGAUUUCCCAGAAGUUCUAAAGCUCGCGAUAAAGGCAGAGGCAGACGAUUACAAGGACUUGGUGUGGAAAGGGAUGAGGAGACGCGACUUCUCUCUCUACAAGGAGUAUGCCACUGAUAGAUGUCCAGGUUUCAAGGACUAUCCCUGGUCGGAGAAGAAUGAGGCCGUGGCUGAGGAAGUGAAGGAGAUACGGGACAUGGUGAAUAUAUUAACAAGACAGGUUACAGAGAUUGUGACCGCUACAGGGGCCACGGCCUUCCGGGACAAACCUGGAGGGCCCUAUUCACUUCGCUGGGACCGUAGGAACAACGAUCCCUGGAGGAGUGUCGAGGAUAGAAAUCCUCGGACACUGAUUGAUUAUCGUACGAGGGKGAGAGAGAGAGACGAUGAAUUAUGGCGACGCAGGGACGAUGAGAUAGACCGAGACCGCAGAGAUCGCGAGCUGUUUGUGCGAACAAGGAGGCUAGAUGAUUACCCCCGAAGCCCUCACUGUGAGGCCGAUCGGGGUAGAGGCGACUCCCGCGGCCGAUGGGAGAGGGACGGCAGAUACGAGAGAUCGGACCGGGACGGAUAUAGGAACGACAGAUAUGAGAGGUCGGGUCGAGAUGGCUACAGAGGAAGUAGAUAUGAGAGAGGAGAUAGGGACUGGGAACGACAAGAAGGGUCACGUGGACGGUUUGAGCGCGGGGGAGAAGCGAGAGAGCAGCGCGACGAGACGCGAGGAUGGUACAACCAAGGGGACCGACGCGAUGAGUCACGAGGACGAUAUAACUCGGGGGACCGCCGGGAUGAUUCGCGAGGGCGAUAUGACCAAGGACGGUCUGGAGGAGACCGGCGCAACGAUUUGCGCGGUCGGAAUGAGAGAGGGGGAUAUGGUGUCUCAUCAGAACCAUAUCCAAAGUCGCCUGACCCCAACGCGGCCAGGAAUUCGAUGUUUAAAGGCGCAGAUGACAGGGCGUCUACUCCCAGAAACUCAUGCGUCUAUUGUAGAGGGGAAAAUCAUAUCAAGAGGGAUUGUCCGGACCUCAAACGGGCAAUAGAAGAGGGACUUGUCGUGCUUGACGACCGCAAGUACGUCAAGUGGGCAGAUGAUCUCGGAGAUGUAUCGAUGUUCCCUUCGAUGAAGGAGAAUGUCGAAGCAAGGAGAAUAAGGACGAGCAAAGGAAUGGAGCCGGUCAGAAGUUAGAGCAUCAAGAUAACCUUUGAGGGGGAUAUGGCGACCACACCCAUAAGGGUGGCGGCCACCAAGUCGGCGAGAGGGUCUUCAUCAAAGAAAACUGACACGGAUUACGUGAUGGCGGAGAAGGACGGGCAGCGGGGCGAUGGAGAGGAGGUUAUCCUUUCGCCGCGAAAGCGGGGAGUCAAGAAGUUCUUAAUGAAGAGUUCGCUGGACG